CGCAUUGUACCCUGUUUGCAUCUGACGUCUGAAAUAUUAUUUGAAUUUCGUUAUCGUAGGCCUGUGGCUGAUUGGGCCAAGAGCUCUCGUGUAAAGCAAUUUCUAUUUAUCAGCAGUGCUGGGAUUUACAAGCCAACUGAUGAGCCUCCUCAUGUUGAAGGGGAUGUAGUCAAAGCAGAUGCUGGCCAUGUUGGAGUUGAGAAAUAUAUGUCAGAGAUCUUCGAAAAUUGGGCAAUAUUCCGUCCACAAUACAUGAUUGGCUCAGGCAACAACAAAGAUUGCGAGGAAUGGUUCUUUGACCGUAUAGUCCGGGGAAGGCCAGUCCCAAUUCCUGGCUCUGGGAUGGAGCUAACUAACAUUGCUCAUGUCCGGGAUUUAUCAUCCAUGCUUACUUUGGCUGUUGAAAAUCCAUCUGCUGCAAGUGGUAACAUCUUCAACUGUGUUAGUGAUCGUGCUGUGACGUUGAAUGGAAUGGCGAAACUGUGUGCUCAAGCUGCCGGGCUCCCUGUUGAGAUAGUAAAUUAUGAUCCGAAAGCAAUUGGAGUCGAUGCAAGGAAAGCAUUUCCUUUCCGCAACAUGCAUUUCUAUGCUGAGCCACGAGCUGCGAAGGAGAUUCUUGGGUGGAGGGGUACGACAAACCUUCCAGAAGACUUGAAGGAGCGAUUCGAUGAAUAUGUCAAGAUUGGAAGAGACAAGAAAGAAAUAAAAUUUGAGCUUGAUGAUAAGAUCCUUGAAUCCUUGAAAGUACCAGUGGCUGUUUGAUUCAAGUUCAUGGAAGUAGAAGGCAUUUUAGUCUGAUAUAAAGCUAUAGAUAUUGCAAACAGUUCAUCCAAUUUUGAUUAUUCUGAUAAAAACAAAUACUAAUGCCAAAUAAGGUGAAUCUUCUUAUAAUC
Olea europaea var. sylvestris is the source of this 893-nucleotide messenger RNA. Its product is annotated as chloroplast stem-loop binding protein of 41 kDa a, chloroplastic. The transcript has 4 exons. The record is from RefSeq and is a predicted model, not a curated record. Gene Ontology annotation, molecular function: RNA binding. Gene Ontology annotation, cellular component: cytosol. The annotation marks the transcript as partial. Lineage: Eukaryota; Viridiplantae; Streptophyta; Magnoliopsida; Lamiales; Oleaceae. Gene Ontology annotation, biological process: rRNA processing.